AGAUAUAAGAGUAGCAACUCAAGUGGUCUCUUUCCUUUUGUUCUUUGACUUCAUUUUACAGUACCCCAUUUAAAGAUUUAUUGUAGGGAAAAAUAUCAGGAGUAAGCACAGCCCAUCGAAUCAGCUCCCUCCCUCCUCCCUCCCCUUUCUGUCUUCACUUCUGCAGCGUUUGUACUUUGACUGCUUCCUGGUCUCACAGAAAGAGGCAGUGCUGAGUUAGAAAGACAAAAAUAGACCUUUACAGAGAAAUACAGGGAUUGCAAGUGUGUGUGUAUCUAUGCGUUUCUAUGUAUGUGUGUUUGUGUGUGUGUGCGCGCAUGGUGGUGGUGGUGGUGCUGAGGAGAGGAAGGCAGCAUUAGGCUGGUUUCCAGGAGGAGCUCUUCUCUCUUUUCACUGUGUGUUAGGCAUUUUGUACAGAUUUUUGUUUUGUUUAAAAACACUUACCUCUUCCGGAAGCUCUUUGCAUCUCUUUGGGGGAGGAAAAAGAAACCAACUGUGAUCAGAAAACGACCAGAAACCAUUUUAUUUGAACAACUGGUGAGGAAGAAAGAGGAGAGGAUACCAUCACAGGGAUAUAAAUAUCAUCUGUUAAAAUUAUUUCUCUGAAUAGAAUUAUACAUCACUAGUGCAAUCUGACAUCCACCCUAAGGGACAGCAAUGGGGUGUUUGGGCAACAGCAAAACGGAGGAUCAGCGUAUUGAUGAGAAAGCACAGCGAGAAGCCAACAAAAAAAUAGAGAAGCAGUUGCAGAAAGAGCGACUGGCUUAUAAAGCCACACACCGUUUGCUUCUGCUGGGAGCCGGUGAGUCAGGCAAAAGCACUAUUGUCAAGCAAAUGAGGAUCUUGCAUGUAAAUGGAUUUAAUUCAGAAGAGAAGAAACAGAAAAUUCUGGAUAUUCGGAAAAAUGUAAAAGAUGCAAUUGUGACUAUAGUUUCAGCAAUGAGCACUUUAAUACCUCCAGUUCCAUUGGCCAACCAAGAAAACCAAUUCCGAGCUGACUACAUCAAGAGUAUAGCUCCACUUUCCGACUUUGAAUAUACCCAGGAAUUCUUUGAACAUGCAAAAAAGCUCUGGGAUGAUGAAGGAGUAAAGGCGUGUUUUGAGAGGUCGAACGAAUACCAGUUGAUUGACUGUGCACAAUACUUUUUAGAAAGAAUAGACAGUGUCAGUAUGCCUGACUACACACCUACAGAUCAGGAUCUCUUAAGAUGCAGGGUUUUGACAUCUGGGAUAUUUGAGACAAGAUUCCAAGUAGAUAAAGUAAACUUUCACAUGUUCGAUGUAGGUGGUCAGAGAGAUGAAAGAAGAAAAUGGAUCCAAUGUUUUAAUGAUGUCACAGCUAUUAUCUUCGUUGUGGCCUGUAGCAGCUACAACAUGGUCAUAAGGGAAGACAACAACACCAACAGAUUACGGGAGUCUCUGGAUCUCUUCAAAAGUAUCUGGAACAACAGGUGGUUACGGACGAUUUCCAUCAUUUUGUUUCUGAACAAACAAGAUAUGCUGGCUGAAAAAGUCUUGGCAGGAAAGUCUAAAAUUGAAGAUUAUUUUCCUGAAUUUGCACGUUAUACAGUACCUGAAGAUGCAACACCAGAUGCAGGAGAAGAUCCCAAAGUUACAAGAGCAAAGUUUUUUAUCCGGGAUGAAUUUUUAAGAAUAAGCACGUCAACUGGAGAUGGAAAGCAUUACUGCUACCCUCACUUCACAUGCGCAGUUGACACAGAAAACAUCCGCAGAGUGUUCAACGACUGUAGAGACAUCAUUCAGAGAAUGCAUCUGCGCCAGUAUGAACUAUUGUAAUUAAAAACACCAUGGAGCCUGUGGUUUUAAAUAUUUUCUUUCUAGAUUUCCUCACAUGAAGUAGAGGAAGAUACUACAUAGAUACAUCUGCCUCCUCAGUUUGUUUACUUUGACUAGCCUUCAACCCAGUCCAUGCUUUAGGGGACAAUGUGUGUGCUGUAUUUUUAUAUGCCACUUCUUUGUCAUUCCACUAAGGCCUUUGGCUACCUCCGUUUCCUUCAGUUUGGUUACAUUUUUGUUUGUUUUAUUUUUAAUUGGGCACAUCCUGCUAAUUUUUGUUCAGCAGGUGUCUUAGUUCAAGCUGGUAUCUGCUAGCUGGGUAACACCAUGGCAUACCUAUAAUGAGUGUGGGUUCCUUUUCUACCAUGACACUGAAGAGUACUUGACAGAUAGGAGGAAGAGAAUAAUGCACUUUGUUUCAGGGUUAUGAAGUACUGGUGAAGAUGUAUACACAAGAGAUGUAGCAGCAUCACAAUAUUUAUUACACUGUCAGAAUUUUUAACGUAACUUGAGUUGCAGGUCAACUGAUGAAGUGACCUCCUCUUCUAAGCCAUUAUUGGCACAGGAAAUAGAGUAGAUAAUGAGGCACAGGGAAGAGAAGCAAUUGUUCUGGAGGUCUGGAGUGAAGAGUCUCUACACACCUCAGGCAUUUGAAUUUAGAGCUACUUUUUCAGCCUACUGAAUCUAGGCAGAAAAUCCACCCUCACAUUGUUUCUUCUGUCCACAAAUGGCCAAACUAGUUUAGAUCAUUUUUGGACAACGGUCUUCUCCCUAUAUAUAAUAUAUAUAUUUUUUGUUUUAUUGCUGGUUUAUUAUAUUGUACAGACUGUAAAGUGUAAUAUUAUUUUGUACACUUUUAUUGAAGAAAAAUACUUGUAGAAGAUCUUUGUGCCUUGAUUAUGGCUGUACCUGUAAAAUGAGCUAAGAUGUAAGUAUGUUUUUGAUUGCGCUGUACAGCUUGAUGUCAACAUUACCUACAGCAGAAACUGGAGGUAAAAAAAACUUCUCUGUAGAGUUUAGGGUUUUUUUUCUGGUUUAUAUAAAAAAUGUUCUUUAGUAUAAAAAAAUUAUAAAUUAUGCAAAGUUAGUCAUUUACCUUUCCAAGUAAAUUAUUGCUGCUACCAGAUAUUGCAGCAACAUGCCUUUUUCAGUCUCAGCUUUAAAACAUCAAAAUUGAUUCAUGUGUCCAAACUGCAACCUGGUGUUGUUUUAUGGAAAUCAAGGAUCUUGUUUUAUCUUUCAAAACUAUGUUCAGUAAUUCUUUGGUCAUUCAUAGACCUUUCACAAUUGAACAGAUUGUGAAACCUGUAGAAGCACCACUCCAUAAAGGCUCUUCAAUCUUUGUUGCAACAGCCGUUUUCAUUGUGCAAAUUGCAAGAAAGAAGAAAGGUGUAACCCUUGUGUUGGCCCUAAGAGAAUUACGAGAUGACAUUUUUAUUUCUCUUAAUAAAGAGACCUUAGAAAAAUGUUUUAUUUUAAAUAUUGUAGAAUCACAAUGUGUGAAUAUUUCUCAAACUUGAAUAAUUUAUGCAAAUGACAUUCACAAAAUAAGUUGUGGUACAGUACAAUAUAAAAGCAAGAAUUGCUGUAGCAAUAAGGCAUGCCCUGCUCCGUAAUUAUAAGACUGCUUUAUAUUUUAUGCAUUGGUGUGACGUCAGAGUAUAGUUUCCUGUGUCCAAAAUAACCUGUACAAACAUUUUAAAUUUGUAGCUGCAAUAACAGAUUUAGAACUAUUAGCCUACAUAACUACAUUGAUUACUUAUCACCUGGAUUACCUUCAUCUUUUAUUUUAAAUUUAAAAACAAAUUACUCUGAAAGCUUUUCAACCACACAAUGUGAAUGAAUGUUUAAAUAAGGAUAGCAUGUUUGUUGUUUAUAUAAACCCAAACUGUUUUUCUGAAAUACUGGACAGGCACAGUGUGGUUGUAAUUCUACAGAGGUGUCAAAUUAGUAAAUUUACUUUAAAUCUUCAACACUUUAGUUCCCACUCUGAAACGGCUCAUUCAGCGUUUUUCAGUAUCUCAUCAAUAGUAACCAUGCAUGUUCCUGCAAUGUUUAACGCUUACUUCAAGAUUCCUAAUUCCCCUUAAGAAAAAACUGACCCACUGACUGUCAAAAGUAGGAGAAUAUUUGAAAGAGGGUGGGGGAAGUGGUGAUAUCUCUCAUUUUCUCCCCUUCCAUUUGCAACAUGAUCUAUACCUGUAAGGACUGUCACAAUGUAACUGCGGUCAUUGUGAGAUGUGGGCAUUGAUUCACCCAUAUACUAAAUGUAAAUUCACCAGGAAAAUAAGUACGUAGAUUAAGAAAUUUAGCUUCAGGAGUUCUUGUGGCUUAGCUUAGUUCCCAUCCUUAAAUUUCAUCCUAUACACAUAAGCUGGCCUCUUGUUGGUUGGCCCCACGUACAGCAGACCCAUUGAAUCAAUUGCUGAAUGGUGAGUCAAUAUGUAGAUCUACUCUAGUCAGGACUAACAUUGGGAUCUAGGCCAUAAUUUGGGAAUGCUAUUGAUCUGGGUGGGACUAGGAACCAAGUGUGUUGUUCUCUGCACAGAACCAUUUCCCUUAGAAGAACAUCAAUAACACAGUGUGUAUUAUGGGGUCAUAACUCUAUAUGAGCCAUGGCUCACAUCAUCUUCUAGAUAACUACAGCAAGACUUCUUGACAUGCAUCCAAGUGAUACACAAGACCAGACAUGGCUCUUUCAACAACUCAAGAGCCUUGUCCUCAGUUUUCUGCCUGGUUUGCCAAUACUUUGCAAGCCUGAUAGCAAGGGGUUUUGAUGACUGUAUAACAUGACUGCCAUCUUAAACUAUUUACAUCUAAUUUGAAGGACUCAUUUGAAGCUAAUAACUUAGCCUAAUAGCCUUUUUAAAGAAAAUACAAACAAACUUGCUGUAAUACAACUACAUCAACUCUGUUGCUGGCAUCAAGGAAAAGAAGUACCACAUCAGAUGGUCAUGCAGCAAUAACACUUUAAAAUUGUUUCCAGUUAGAAAGACUGAGCCUCUAGCAGUAUAGGACACUAUUGCAGACACAAAAGGAGGCUUAUAGGACUUACAUAGUGUACAGUUACAAACUUUUAAUAUACAUAUUUGAUACAAAAACUUUAGCAAAAAAAUUAUUCAUUUGAUUGUAGAAUACAAUAUUUUUGUACAGCAUGAAGCAUUAAGUUAAUUAUCCUGUAGUAAAAGUCAUAUCAACUGUCUAGGAAUUUCUGUAUGUAAAGGCAACUUGCCUUUGGGCUAGCAAUUCAAGUACGCAUUUGCUGGCAUGAAUGUAGUCUGAUGGACUGUUCUUUAGCUUUGGUGUGUCAGUGACCGAUUACAAGUGUCUGACUCUUCAUAGUGCUUUAUACUUAGUGAUUAAAUGCUGAACAAAAUGAAAUGGGGAAGUGAAAGGCAGAAAGUGAGCUAGUGUGAAGACCACAAACACAACUCCUGCUGUACAGUAGAUAGUAAUAACCGUGUUCUCACAGGGGAGGAAGCAUUUGUAGAGAGAGAAGUCUGUCGAUGAUAUGCUGCCCUAAGAAACAGAAACAGCAUUUUAGAAGAUUGUGGGCAAGUGGCUAUAUGUUUUAAAACUGUACUAACAGUAGAAGAGCUCAGUUCUUUUCCUAGCAUUAGUGGUCUCAAAUGAAUGGAAAACAGAGACUAGGACAACUAUGAAACUGCUUAUCUUAAAUACCUACUGUUAAGCACUGAGAUGAUAUGGUGCCAUGUGAAGGAAUUAGUUUAUGAAUAAGAUCACAGCAAUUUAACAAGAUAAUAAUAAUAUAAAGAGCAACAGUCUCAGACCACAUUGUAGUUACCGGCCACAGUCCAAUAAUGAAUUAAACAUCUUUGAGCACACUGAAAUCAAUGUGAUUAAAGAUGCUCCAUUGUGUUAGAGACUGACCACUCUGUAUCUGGGGAAACAAAACUCUGGAGAUCACAUGAGAGACAAGACUAAAUUAGCUAUAUUCUUGUAGUAUUUGAGGAAAAAAGGAAUUGCAGAUGCCCUAGAAAAAUGUCAUUUAUAUUUCAGAGUGCUGGAAACAUGUCAUUCUGAAGUAAACUGAAUUUUUUGGUAAGUAAUCAUUCUGAACAAAACUGAAGAGACAAUAGAUUUUCCAUGCAGAAAUGUUUAACAUUGUGGUAUUUGCUAAGUGAAGAACUUUUAUAAACUAACUGAAAAAAACUGUCACUAUAGAGAUCUGUAAUUGAUUUCCCCUUCCCCAUGCACAAGAGGCUGAAAAGGUCAACGUAGAACUGGUUUUUUGAAGGCAGAAAUGUACAUGUUUUAGAACCAAGAAACUUUUUGUGUUUCAGGUUAAUCUACUGAGAAUUGUGACCUAGUAAACCCAAAGUAUAAACUACGUAACUGUGAAUUAGGUUUGCCUGAAUAGAAUUUUGCUGCCCUAUGAGAUAUAUAGUUUGCACUUUUGAAAGAUGAAAGAACCAUACAGAUAGAUAUGGUCUUGCGGAUAAAUCAGCCAAGCAAAAAUAAGUCUUAAUACUGUUUGUUGCGGACUACUGAUGAUUGUUGCAGUCAGAUUGUUUACACUGCAUCCUCUUUAUAGAAACAUACUAAAGAUGCUUGUAUUUAAAAACUACAAAAAAAAAAUCUUUGCACUAUACAAGCUGGAUGGCUCCCCAAGUAUGUACUUUAUAAAGUGGGUGCUUUGUACUCAACAUAAGUGUACUUUUGAAGAGGAUGGGAGGAGCUGUUUUGUUUUGCUUUUUUACAGGUAGCAUCAGUCUGAGAAAAUAGCUGAUUGCUAUGUUGAUUUAUAUUAUGAAAAAUUAUCUGACAAAAUAAAAAUUAUUUAAAUUUAC
Molecule: messenger RNA, 6608 nt
Organism: Sceloporus undulatus (fence lizard)
Lineage: Eukaryota; Metazoa; Chordata; Lepidosauria; Squamata; Phrynosomatidae
Gene: GNAL
Product: G protein subunit alpha L
Exons: 12
Coding region: 658-1797 (379 amino acids)
Biological process (GO): adenylate cyclase-modulating G protein-coupled receptor signaling pathway
Cellular component (GO): heterotrimeric G-protein complex
Molecular function (GO): GTPase activity; G-protein beta/gamma-subunit complex binding; G protein-coupled receptor binding
Source: RefSeq, a predicted model, not a curated record